Molecule: messenger RNA, 1242 nt
Organism: Talaromyces proteolyticus
Lineage: Eukaryota; Fungi; Ascomycota; Eurotiomycetes; Eurotiales; Trichocomaceae
Exons: 3
Coding region: 1-1242 (413 amino acids)
Biological process (GO): translational elongation
Cellular component (GO): nucleus; cytoplasm
Molecular function (GO): translation elongation factor activity
Source: RefSeq, a predicted model, not a curated record
AUGUCUUUCGGCAAGAUUUACGGCCAAGCUGCCAACCCCCGCACCAUCGCUACUCGGGUGGCAGCCAAGGCCAACGACCUGGAUAUCGAGUUUGUUGACUUCGAGGUUCCUGCCAAUGCCGAAUUCAAGGCCUCUGCCGAGUACCGCAAGCUGAACCCCCAGGGAAAGUUCCCUACUUUUGUUGGCGCCAAUGGAUUCGUCUUGACUGAGGCCAUCGCCAUCGCUAUUUACCUCACCUCCCAAAACGAGAAGACCACCCUCUUGGGCAAGACCAAGCAGGACUACGCUUCCAUCCUUCGCUGGAUGUCCUUUGCCAACUCCGAGAUCAUUCCCCGCUUCGGUCCAUGGUAUCGCCCUCUUCUUGGUCUCGAACCAUACAACAAGAAGGCUGUUGAUGAGGCCGCCAAGGUCGCUCUGGCCACUGUAGCUGUUUUUGAGACCCACCUUGCUACUCGCACAUACCUCGUUGGUGAGCGCCUGACUCUUGCCGACAUCUUCGCUGCCACUCUUCUCUCCCGCGCUUUCGCCACUGUUCUUGACAAGGAAUGGCGCUCUAGCAACGUAGCUGUUACUCGUUGGUACACCACAGUUGUUAACCAGCCCAUCUAUAAGGCUGUCGUUGAGAACCCCGUUUUCGUCCAGGAAGCCAUCAAAUAUACUCCCCCUAAGAAGGAGGAGAAGCCGAAGAAGGCCGCUCCCAAGGCCGCUCCCGAGGCCGAGGAUGACGGUGAGGAGGCCAAGCCUGCUCCCAAACCCAAGCACCCUCUCGAGGCUCUUGGAAAGCCCACUCUUGUCUUGGACGAGUGGAAACGCCAGUACUCUAAUGAAGAUACCCGCCCUGUUGCUCUUCCUUGGUUCUGGAAAAACUACAAGCCUGAUGAGUACUCCCUGUGGCUCGUCGACUACAAAUACAACAACGAGCUUAAGCUCACUUUCAUGGCCAACAACUUGAUUGGUGGUUUCUUUGCUCGUCUUGAGGCUUCCCGCAAAUUCCUUUUCGGUGCUGCUUCCGUGUAUGGAGAGAACUACAACUGCCUGAUCCGCGGUGUCUUCUUGGUCCGUGGCCAAGAGCACAUCCCUGCUUUCGACGUCGCUCCUGACUGGGAGAGCUACGAGUUCAAGAAGCUCGAUCACACCAACGAGGCUGACCGCAAGCUGGUCGAGGAUCUCUGGGCCUGGGACGUUCCUGUCGUCCGUGACGGCAAGGAGAACGCCUGGGUCGAUGGUCACGUUUUCAAAUAA